AUGAUCGUGCGGGUGCGAAGCCGCGAUGGGCUGGAGCGGGUCACCGUUCCCGGCGCCGCCGACGCCACCACGGUGGCGGAAUUCAGAACCCUAAUUGAGGCGCAGCUUGGCGUGCCGGUCGCCGGGCAGGCGCUGUCGCUCGAUCAGAACCUCCUCCUGGCGAAGACAUCCGAUCAGGCGGCGCUCCUCUCCGGCCACCUCGCCUCCCACCCCCAUAGGACCCUCGCUUCCCUCGGCAUCUCCCAUGGCUCCGUUGUCUUUCUCUUCUACGACGGCGAACGCUCCGUUGCUCGGCCGCCGGGAGCGGCUGCUGUCACACCCGCCGGGUCGUUCGGCCGGAAGAUGACCAUGGACGACCUCAUCGCUCGCCAGGUCCGCAUUACCCGCCAGGAAGCCCCCCAUUGCGACGCCGUCUCCUUCGAUCGCGGCGCGGCUGACGCGUUCCAGCGGUACGUCAACGAGAUUCUAGCGUUCUCCGUGAAGCGAGGCGGCUUCAUGUACGGCCGAGUCGUGGGGGAGGAGAAGAAGGUCGAGGUUGAGUUCAUCUACGAGCUGCCGCAGCAGGGGACGGUGGAUCACCUGUCUCUUCUGCGAAACCCCGACGAGGAGGCCUUGGUAGAGGCGAUUGCGGCUGGACUUGGCAUGCGCAGGGUGGGAUUCAUAUUCUCUCAGGCAGUGGGGGCCAAAGGGGCUAAGGGGGAGUACACAAUGUCGGCGCAGGAGGUCCUGCAGGCGGCGGAGCUGCAGGCAGAAAGCGGGCUCGAGGAGUGGGUCACAGCGAUUGUCAAAUUGGAGGUGAAUGAGGAGGACGGUGGGGCAGACGUACACUUUGAGGCGUUUCAGAUGAGCGACACGUGCGUGCGGCUUUUCAAGGAGGGGCUGUUUGUGACGGAGAUCGAGGAAGGAGCAGAUCCAAAGCUGUCGAGGAUGAAGAAGGAUGUUAUUGCUGGGGGCAAGGACACAAGAGAGGUCGACAAUGACUUCUUCCUCGUCCUCGUCAAGAUCUCAGAUCACCAGGUCCAUUUACGAUGAACUAAUACUCUAUUCCGCUAUGAAUUUCUGAUUAGAACCUUUUACUUGUUUAUGUUUUGCUUGCCGUAUUCUCUUUCCCUCGAACAGAAUUACUCUGGUUUGUAGAUUACUUGGAAGCUCGGAAGCUUCCAUCUUUGCUGAUCUGUUCAUUCCAUGCUUUAAUUUAUUUAUUUAUUUAUUUUCUCAACUGAAAAUGUCUUGAUUUUAAUAACGGUUUGAAGUAUGAGGUCAAAAAGACUUGGAGCUCACGAAGAUGUACUAGAAUUAAUCUCCUUGUUUUCCACUGCUAAAUGUCACCGACAAAAUGGAUUACCAAAUGCUUGAAGUGCGGAAACAAUCAUAUCCUGCAGAUGUCUCCCAUCGAUCCCACCCUCAUCUAUUUUCUGAUACGCUUAAUUUAGGACAACAGGGAUUGGGUUCACAAGUUGGGAUUUUUUUCCUCUUUUCCUCUGUAGCAUACUAGAACUACAUCAAUUAUGUCUCAGAGAUGAACUUUGUCUGAAACUUCCAAUUUCUGCCUAGUUGCUUGCAUCCAAAUAACAGAUUACAGUUGAACUAUUCUAUAAAAACUGUUAUUUUAAGGAAGAUGGGGAAAUUAACUGAAAAACCUUGGUCUGAACGGUUAUCCCGCAUCCUGGAAAAGGUUCAAAUGAAGCUGGGUUUGAGAAAUCAUCUCCAUUGGGUUUACUUUUUUGAGGGAGAAACUAGUUUACUUUUAUGAAACAAAGAGAUUGGGUCAUAUCUUACUGAAAGGGAACGAAAAUGAGUGUCUUUCCAAACUAGUUUUUUUUUUUAAUCUCUCCAACCUAUCCCAACCCCAUCGCAGGGAAUUAAGUCCUUCCCUACUAUUCUUCCUACUUAUCAGUGACACGCUUUUCACCUUUGAUGCUGAACCUCCUCCUCUGUCACCCCCCCUUUCUAGUUAUCAAUCUAUCUAUAUUUCUAUAUUUCUAUAUAUCUAUCUAUCUAUCAAUCUAUCUAUAACUGAAAGAAAUGAUUUUAAUUUUUAAUGGAGGUACUUUGGAUCAGGGAGUUUAUGUUCUAUUCAAGACCAAGAGUUUUGCAUUGAACAGACCAAAGUGCUUUAAUUAUUGUGUUGCCCAAGAACAACGAGAAGGAAUGGCACGAUCUACUGCUAUGGUGGUUAUCUGUCUUCAAUGCUGCUGGCGGUAGACUGUACUAGGGGAUGGCCUGCCUACCUUUGCCAGAAAUAUUAGGACAACGGCUCCUAUAGGCUUAUUAACCUUUCAGUUCCACCAUCAAGCAUCUUCUAUGGCCAUCUGACUGUUGGAAAGCUUCAGAAUAUUUUUCUUUCUGUUCAUUGCAGCUCUGUCAAACGGGUCAUUUUUGAAGUCCAGGCUUUUCUAUCCCAGCGUACUGUUACAUAUCCCUACUAGGGAACUAUUUGCCAAUACAGACGUCUCAUCUAGCAUGCUCAUCCAUGUCAGCAUUUUAUGGAUUUUCAUAUGGAACUACAUUCUUAGGAACUGUUGCUCCCGACUAUGUUUGAGAGGAGCAAAGUUAUAUGAGCGUCGUAAAGUUGGAGAAUUAUGUGGUGCUUCAAGUAUAUAUAUAUGUGCAUUUAUUUUGGAUAAAACCCCUUUUUCUUCAGUACAAGGAGUGAAAAGAUUAUUUCGCACUUCUUUGAUCAUGUUAAAUUCUUUGGAUAUUCACUUUCAUUUUCAAGAUUUUAUACUAAUCGAUUUGAAUUCAACGGAAAGCAUCCACUUAGGAACCUUAAAUUUACUGUACAGUUGUGACGCUUGUUCAAAAAAGAGAAAACCAGAAAUUCGUAUGACCCAGUUUUCUUGAUGCCUACCUUCUGGGAUUCCACCUUAGUUCCCGCAUUCUCUUAUCCUUUAUUAUUUUUGUGUGGUGUAUCUAUGUAGUUUUAGGAGUAUAUACUUCUCUUGAUCAUCUUCCACCCGCUGACGAUGGCAUUUUAUUUGGUGCUGCGCUUGCGUCCCUUAUCCCUCUUAAUUUCAACGAUCUUCAUUGCCAGAUGUGAAUUUUAUUGAACUCUUGCAUCUUCAUUGCCAAUUGGGAAUGCCCUUCCAAUUUUACACAACGAAAAUUAGCCAAAUAUUUUUAGUUAUGGAGCCCAGAAAUCCCCUUAGACUCACAGAAAAGUUGGCUAGUAGGAACAGAGGGAAUUUUUUGGAAGGCUUGAUCGGGGGUUUUGUUUGAAACAGAUAGUGGUUCAUAGAUGGUUAGUUUAAGGAGAAUACUUGAUUCUUACUUCAACAUUACGUGAAGUAUGAAUGGGCCCUUUUGGAAUUGUGCGUAGAAGGCAACACUGACUUGCACAGCAGCAUUCUUCCUCGCAUAAGAAGGACGAUUUUAAGUGGUAAAUUCCACGCACAGUGCAUGUAAACAAUCCUGCGCCAGUUGUCCAAGGAUAUGAAAAAUUAUGUGGUAGACGUAUAAUCUCUUUUUUGCGUUAUUUAGCUAAGUUCACCUACCCAUGAAUCACUAGAUUCGACCAGUUCGGGUUCAUGGCUCCAAAGAGAAAAAGGGGAAAGUCUAGAAAGUUUUUGCUUCUGCUGCUUUGCGAGAAACCAUCUUGUCCAGGGGAGACCAACCAGUAGCCUCUGCUGAAUAUUUUUGAUGAUAAUGCGUCCAUUCAAUCUACGUUCUAGAAAUUUACUUAAUUAGCCAAUAAACAUUGGGUCCUGCUGGUUUCCUUUGAUUGCUCCCAAAUCAAUUUCAACGGUAAGCAGCAUAAGAGUUCAUCUUAUCCCUUCCUUGGUUCAUCUCUUGUAUAUGCCUUCCAUGCCAUUUGAUGAUGCUGGGCACCAAAACUUCAGGCUGUUUCACGAAUUCAGGCACUUUGCCCAUCUCCUUCUCUUCCUCAGUUCAUCUCUUUUACGAGAUUUCAAUGCAUAAAUCUGAAGAAAUUCAUGAAGCGUUUGAGAACUUGGACACCAGAGGGGAACCCGAUGUGAAGCUUUCUCGGUGGUUUCUUCUUCCAGGGCGUGCUCUCAUCUUCCUUCCCGGUGGAGAACCGGAUCACCACGGUAACGAUGCGGGCGCUGAAGAACCACCUGGACCGCGGGAAGGGCCUCGCCUUCGUCAAGCGGAUCUCGGACUUCCACCUGCUCCUCCUGCUGGGGCGGUACCUCGACGCGAACGCCGACGUCCCCGCGCUGGCCGAGUGCGUGCGCGCACAGACGCCCGUCCCCGAGGGCUACCAGCUACUGAUUGAAUCCCUUGCCAGCGCCUGA
Molecule: messenger RNA, 4256 nt
Organism: Spirodela intermedia
Lineage: Eukaryota; Viridiplantae; Streptophyta; Magnoliopsida; Alismatales; Araceae
Source: the annotation of a GenBank genome assembly